AUGUCGGCCUCUCUGGACCAACGCCUUUCCUCGGAUGCUACGGUGGAUAAAGAGGAAAGGGCUAUGAAUGCUAAGCCGCUCGAGCGUGUUCCCCCUAAUGGCGGUGCCAAAGCCUGGGCGUGCGUGGCGGGCUCGUUCUUGUUGCAGUUUUGCUCCUUCGGUUAUGUCAAUGCGUGUGGUAUUUUCCAGCUGUAUUACUCCGAGACCAUGUUUAAGGACGAGAGCUCGUCGUCCUUGGCCUGGAUCACCACUCUCCAGAUCUUCCUCCUGUUCAUGUUCGGUCCUGCUGUCGGCAAACUUAUUGAUGUUUACGGUUGUCGCAAACUGCUGCCACCAUUCAGUAUCUUUGCAGUGUUUUCGGUCUGCAUGCUGAGUCUGUGCAAGCAGUACUGGCAGGUGAUGCUGGCCCAAGGUGUCGCAUUCGGACUGGCCGCCGCCGGGCUGUCUCUCCCCGCCAUGGCCACUGCGACGCAGUGGUUUUCAACCAAGAAAGGUCUGGCAGUGGGCAUUGUUUCUUCUGGUAGCAGUCUAGGUGGCGUUAUCUAUCCAUGCAUGCUCCCGCGUCUAAUCGAACAAGUUGGAUUUGCAUCGGCUGUCCGAUGGACCGCUUUGAUGCAGGGUAUUCUCCUGUUGAUUGCCAAUCUUCUAUGCUCCUCUCCCUUCCCUCCAUUGGGCAAAGGGUCGCCGACGGAGAAGAAUGACGCCCCUAACGGUGGGAUCCGCGGGUUCAAGAGCUGGCCUUGGGCAUUUUUCGUCCUGGGAUGUUUCUUUACCAUGUGGGGUCUCUUCGCGCCACUGAACUAUCUGCCAGAGAUGGCCUCACUCCAUGGUUACAAAGACUUCGCCCAGUACAGCUUGGCCAUCGCGAACGCUGGAUCACUGGUUGGUCGAAUUGUGCCAGGAUGGGCAAGCGAUGUGAUCGGGCAGUUCAACGCUAUGUGCUUGGUGACUACGCUUUCCGGUGUCUUAGUUCUGGCCUUUUGGCUUCCUUUGGAGUUUCACACCUCCUUGGCCGGCAUCAUCGUUUUUGCCCUACUCUUUGGCUUUGUCAGUGGCGGAUUCGUCAGUCUAGGACCCCCGUGCGUUGUCGCCCUCGCGGAAGAUCGCGUUGACGAAAUUGGUGUUAAGCUUGGAGGCUUUUGCUUGGGAAUUGCUCUCGGGGCAUUGACGGGACUUCCUAUUGAAGGGGCAAUCAAGGACCGUGAAGGAAACAAGUUUACCGGCUUGAUGUGCUUUGCGGGGGCAACCAUGAUCCUUGGAGGGAUGUGUACGGCGGCUGCUCGCGUUAUCAAGGGUGGUCCCCAGAUCUUGAAAAAGGUUUGA
Messenger RNA from Aspergillus steynii IBT 23096, 1323 nucleotides. It is a transcript of the gene hasB, whose product is annotated as MFS-type transporter hasB. NCBI's taxonomy places the organism in Eukaryota, Fungi, Ascomycota, Eurotiomycetes, Eurotiales, Aspergillaceae. The record is from RefSeq and is a predicted model, not a curated record. Gene Ontology annotation, biological process: transmembrane transport. The coding region runs from base 1 to 1323 and encodes 440 amino acids. Gene Ontology annotation, cellular component: fungal-type vacuole membrane. Gene Ontology annotation, molecular function: transmembrane transporter activity. The transcript is spliced from 3 exons.